Drosophila takahashii is the source of this 1917-nucleotide messenger RNA. Its product is annotated as phosphate-regulating neutral endopeptidase PHEX-like. Lineage: Eukaryota; Metazoa; Arthropoda; Insecta; Diptera; Drosophilidae. Gene Ontology annotation, molecular function: metalloendopeptidase activity. Gene Ontology annotation, cellular component: plasma membrane. Gene Ontology annotation, biological process: proteolysis. The record is from RefSeq and is a predicted model, not a curated record.
AUGAAGUGGAUUAUUGGCCUUCUUCUCGUUUCGACUGUAUCUGCAUCUCGACUUCCGAAUGUCGGUUCUAACUUACGUAUAUUGAAGAACAUCAUAGGUAGUUUGAAUGAAGAUGCAGAUGCCUGUUCCGACUACUUUGACUUCGCUUGUGGAAAUUAUUCUGUUACCCACUUCGACGACCCUUUUCCCGAUAUGUACCAAAUGCUGAACCACAAAUUAAAUGUGAAACUCAUCAAACUGAUUGAGGAAAUUGGUGAGAAGUCGCUGGAAGCGUCGAGUGUGGAGGCGAAGGUCUUGCGAUUCUACCACAACUGCCGGGAGGCCCCUCCAGAAACACGGCAGAUCGAACAUUACUUGAGACUGACUCCUCCCGGCGAGGGGCUCACCUGGCCCCCGCUGACCCCCUCCGGUACUUCCUGGCCCAAAAACCAGUUCAAGUGGUUAGAAACCCUGGCAUAUUUAAGUCGGUUCGGCCCUAUAAAUGUAUUGAUUGAUAUAGAGAUAUCGUACAAUUGGCAGAACAGUACGGAGUUUCUGCUAAACCUAAACAAAUCCAAUGCCCAGAUCGAUUCUGCGGAAGUACGCAAAAUUCUUCGAUCCAUGGGAGUUCCAUCAGAAAGAAUACAGAAUAUAAUCCGGUUGCUACUUAAGUUGGACUCGGAUGUAUCUAACCUUGCCCAAGAGGACGGAAGAGGCCAAAUUAUGAGUGUGCAGAGAUUGAACAGCGCUACUGGCUACGACUGGCAGAGGUUCAUCGAGAUAAUUGUGGGCCACCCUAUUGAACCCACCCUAUUCCGGGUGGAGAUCGAGAACUUGCCCUACCUCACGGCUAUUACGCAACUGGUAGACUCAUACGACGGUGAGCUAGUUGCUUACUAUAUUAUGGCUGGAUUCGUGCGAUAUCUGCAGGAAGACACUGAGUUUGGGAGGGAUCCCUUAGACUGCAUUCAGGAUGUGCGCCGCAACAUGUAUGUGGCUUCUAACCUACUCUACAGGGAACACUUCCUGACGACGCUGCCAUUAUACACAAAAGAAAUUCAAGAGAUCUUCGAGCAAAUUCGCCACCAGUUGCUACUAAAAAUCGAACGCAAUCACCUUGGACUGAACGCCGAGCAGAAAAAGAUGAUCUACGGGAAAGUAAAAAAUACUGUCCUCAACAUCGGCAACAUGCCCAAGGGCCGAGACCUCCGGAGCUUCGCCGAUCAACACUAUGAGGAUCUGGAGAUUUCCUCCGCAGAUGAACUCGACUUUGCCCGGGAACACCUCAAGUUUAUGGAGUUCCGCAACCGGAAGGAGAUGGCGUUACUGCACCAGCCCGAUCAGAAUCCCAAAGAUUAUUUCGACAUGCCUAGCAGAUACUUUGCCACAAGCUCCGGUCCCUACUAUUUACCCAUUUCCAACGCUAUUAUAUUUCCAUACGGUCUUCUGCAGGAACCAUACUUCCUGCCUGAUAGCCACGAUGUAUUCAAGUUCAGCAUUCUGGGAGCAGAUCUUGGCCAUGAGCUGAUGCACGCCGUUGACAAAGACUAUAUGUUCGUCGAUGGCCAUGGAAACCAUAACGAAUUUGGAUGGGAAAUCAGGGAGCUGCCGCGGUUUCAGGAGGGUUUGGAGUGCAUGAAUCGCAGUUGGUCGGCCAAACUGGCAGAGCGAAUGGCGGAUAUUGGGGGUCUUGAUCUCGCCUACUCGGCCUACUUUGAAAGCGGCAAAAUAAGGGACCCAACAAUUAUUAAGAAGGUUUCUCCUGAGCAGAUGUUUUUCCUUAACUAUGCCCAAGCUUUUUGCACAGAUGGCUAUCCGGAAGACGACGAGGAUCACGAUGAAGCGAAGUUGCGUUUGGAACUAAUUGGAAGCGGUGCCGCCCCGUUUGACAGAGCUUUUGAUUGUCGUCGGAAUAACACACCAUGCCAGUUGUGGUGA